AUGCUACUGGCGCUUUUUGCGCUCGUACACGCGGCAUCCGCUGCUGUGUCCUCGUUCAACUAUGUACCGAUGGGUAACAAUCCGACCCUCUAUACGCCUGGUUUCGAGCCAAUAAUGCAUCUUGACCAGCACACUUUCGCCGACACGGUCUUCGGUCAAGAUCACGCCUUCCUGGUCGAAUUUUACGCCGGAUUGGUGUGGACAUUGUCGAGCUUUCGUGCCGUUCUUUCGACAAUUCGCGAAUUUUGUCCGCGAAUGGAACUCAGUGGUUACGGUGGCGACACGUUCAACGCUCAAACGUGUCGUGAUAAUGGCAUCACUUACUACCCAAUGAUCAAGUACUUCCCACGCACUGCACGGGCACCAAACCAAGCUCGUAUGAUCGAAGCACAGCAUUCGGCAGAAGCCAUGCGUGAAGCGUUGAUGAGGAUGGUAGCCAACGAAUACUCAGUUGCCAGAUAUCCUGACUGGCCAAAUUUGUCCCAUAUCUACGUGGACGGAACUACCACUUAUGGGCAACUAUGGGAAGGAGUGCCGGAAUCGGCCGACUAUCUGGCGAUCAUCUUUGAAGAGUAUGACGGCAUCGGAGUGCAGUUCAUUCUGGAUCUCUCAUCUCGAUCUCGAAUGUUGGGAGCACGACGUGCACUCUCCAACUCAUUGCUUGUUGGAAUGCUAAGAAUCGCCGAAUUCCCCACUGUUGCGCUCUUCAGAAGAGAUCACCAGCAAGCUUUGUAUAUGAUGAGAUUUUCCAAUACCACCUACGCCGACUUGGACCGAAUAAUCAUGAGGGACGCUCAUUUACCGCCAGGAUUCACCGUCAUGCCCACUACAACACUGCGACCUCUGACAACCACUACACCUCCAAUUGUGGACUGCCAACGCUUCCCAGAGAGAUGCCGCGAGAUGUUCUACGUCUCGGAGACGGACAUGUUGAAGGCGAUGCGUAUGGCGCUGUACGAUGAAGUGAUCCGAACUCCGGGUUAUAUUCAGAACGAAAAUCUUACUGGCCUCACCGACUUCGUCACCCUCCUGUCCAAUAUUCUUAAAAACAGCGAACGCGCUCGACUGGUCUUCAUACAUAUGAGAGAAUUCUUGGAAUCGCGCAAAACUCGGAAUGCAGUACCUGUUGAAGAAUACAGACGCCAGUUUGAGAAUGUUGAACGGGUGUAUGCCCAUCCUUUCCCCGUCAACGCUUCAUGGCAGCAUUGCAAGGGAACCACGCCGACGUUCAGGGGUUACACUUGUGGAUUGUGGACAACAUUUCACGCACUCACUGUGCACACGUACAUCGACACCAUCAAAGACAGCAAUGUCAAUGCGCUGAAGCCCCUCAAAAGUAUUCAGGGAUGGGUGCGCGGAUUCUUCGGCUGUCAGCACUGCAAGAACCAUUUCAUGAACAUGACGACUAAUAUACUACCAAUGACUGAACGACGAGUUCGGCAUCCGCAAGAUAUGAUGACGUAUCUGUGGAGAGCACACAACAUUGUGAACAAUCGUCUUCACGGCGAUCCCUCAGAAGAUCCACAAUUCACCAAAGUACAAUUCCCGCCCCCGUUCCUCUGCCCAACUUGCCACUCUGGAGGACAAUUUAGCAGACGCCAGGUCCGCAACUUCCUUUUGCGAUACUACGGAAGCAUCAAACCGCACAAUCGCCUCAGAAAUCGCCAGCUUGCAUUCUUCUAA
Molecule: messenger RNA, 1683 nt
Organism: Ostertagia ostertagi
Lineage: Eukaryota; Metazoa; Nematoda; Chromadorea; Rhabditida; Trichostrongylidae
Source: the annotation of a GenBank genome assembly